CCCGCUGGAAGCCUCUUUCAGCUCGGAGAUCAGCCGCGUCCUGCUCUGCCAAAACGAAUAUUUCUCCUGCCAACUGUGUGAAGCCAAGUGACACUGGCACCACGCUGAACGCUGCAGGCUGAACGGGGCUUUAGGGUUACAACACGCUGCUGUCUCUCUCCUCUCUCCUCACUUUCUCCUAGGAUUAAGUGAAUCAGCUUAGGUCCGCUCUCUUUUCGCCGUGGCUUUUAGCGCAUUCACAUCUUCCACCAUUACGUCCCAAAGCAUAACAGACUUUUUAGCGCUUGCUUCUCGGACUCUCCAGGGGAAGAGAAUCGUCGCCGCUGUGGUUGGCAUCGUUAUGGUUUUGGCUCUCAUCAUCGCAAUUCCCCUGCUGGUCCAGACUUCUAAGACCGAUGGACACUAUGAGAUGAUGGGCACCUGUCGGAUGAUCUGUGACCCGUACAACCCCAAACCAAGCGCCACAUCCCUGGAGGUCAUGCAGGACCUGAACGCCAUCCCCUCUCCAUCCUUUGUUCAAGGGACAAAAGGCGAGCCAGGUAGGCCGGGAAAACCCGGGCCGAGGGGGCCAGCAGGCGAACCGGGGCCACCCGGUCCAAGGGGACCUCCGGGUGACAGAGGAGAGUCUGCAAAGACCGGGCAUCCCGGGGUAAUAGGCACAGCGCGGACCGAAAUCGACGGAGAGUUGGGCUCUUCUACCGGUGGGGCAAAGACAGCAUUUUAUGUGGGUCUGAAAAAUCCUCAUGAAGGAUACGAAGUGUUACGGUUCGACGACGUUGUCACAAAUCUGGGGAACCACUACGACCCGGCUACCGGCAAGUUUACAUGCCAAGCGUCUGGAAUUUACUACUUCACCUAUCAUGUGCUAAUGCGCGGAGGGGACGGGACAAGCAUGUGGGCAGACUUGUGCAAAAAUGGACAGGUCCGAGCUAGCGCUAUAGCGCAGGACGCAGACCAGAACUAUGACUACGCCAGCAACAGCGUCGUCUUGCAUCUGGACUCCGGGGACGAGAUUUAUGUCAAGCUGGACGGCGGUAAGGCGCACGGUGGAAACAACAAUAAAUACAGCACGUUCUCCGGCUUCCUCUUGUACCCAGACUAAUGUGGAGCAGUGGACUCCUUACAGAAGAAGAAGCUGCUACAAUGCAAUUGAAGCACCUCACAGUCCUUUUUUUUUUUUUGAAAAUGAUUUGUUUAUUUAUAUAAUCUACAUGGAUUAGGAAAUUCGACUUUUUCCAGUUCCACGUGCUUUGCAGAUUUUCCUUUCAAAAAGCAGAUUACGACCAAAAUAUCCUCAAGACCUUUUUGAAACGGUGUUUACUGCUUUACAAAUAAGUGACAUGACUGUGUUGACAGUUUUAGAGAACCAUUAUGAAAUAUGUUAACCUUAGUUCCACAUUGUUCUGACGCUCAACGGAUUCGGUCUGUAUUUACAGUUUUGGUGUUGUUCCAUUUUCUUUUCGUGCCGUUUGUGGAGUUGGGGUUAUUCUUUGCACUGCAUUAAAACUGGGCUCAGAGUACCUUGAUGAACAUACAGAGAACAUUACUGGGUGACUUGAUGCCAUUUUUGCUUGAAAGCUGUCCCAUAAAGAUUUAUAUAUAAACUGUCUAUUCAUAUGUGUUUAUUUAUUCAAGAAGUAAUGAAAAUCAGUAAACCUGUGUAAACUGUAAGCUGAUUAACUGUUUAUUUGCUUUUGCACCAGAGAUGUGUUCAUAUUCCAAUGGUCAUUAAUUUCAAUAAAAUAUUGUUUUGUAUGUCA
This is a messenger RNA of Amphiprion ocellaris (clown anemonefish), 1760 nucleotides long. Its product is annotated as complement component 1, q subcomponent-like 2. Gene Ontology annotation, molecular function: protein binding. The transcript is spliced from 2 exons. The record is from RefSeq and is a predicted model, not a curated record. Lineage: Eukaryota; Metazoa; Chordata; Actinopteri; Pomacentridae. The coding region runs from base 341 to 1102 and encodes 253 amino acids.